UCCAUGAACCACGCACCACGAUCCUCCCCAGCAGAGCUCAGCGGUGCCAGCCACCACCUGCUGCGAGAGCGCAAGUCCUCAGCACCGUCCCACUCCAGCCAGCCCACCCUCUUCACCUUUGACUCACCCACCAGCCACCUUCAGAGCACCCUGUCCGCCAGUGCCCCCCAGGACUACCUUUUCCUCCAUCAGUGUAUGAGCAGAAAGUCAGAAAAUGCAAGGAGUGCCAGCUUUUCCCAAGCCACGAGGUCUGCCUUCUUCAUGCGAAGUGACACAGCGGUCCAGAAGCUCUCACAGGGCAAUGGGCACUGUGUGAACGGGGUCAGCGGGCAGCUCCAUGGCUUUUACAGCCUGCCAAAACCCAGUCGGCACAACUCGGAGUUCAGGGAUGGUGCCUACGACCUCCCACGCGCCUUUGGUUCCUACACCCACCCCAAGUCAAGCCUCACCAGCUCCGAAACGGAUAAUGAGGAGGUCUACACCUACAAGACUCCCAACAACACUCUAUGCAAGGAGUUUGGGGAGCUUUCCACGGACUCCUAUGACAUCCCUGCCACCCCACUCUCCAUCUACCAGAUCCCCAGGACAUUUACACUGGACAAGAACCACAACACUCUUGCUGUGGCCGCCAGCGACUCACCUGCAGCACCACCCCCACGGCCUCCAAAACCUGGGCAGAUGGAGCCACGGUGGGGUAGCCCACCCCAGUGGCCCCAGCCUGGUGAAAACUUAGGGCUGGCCCCCAUGGCAGCCACCAUUCCCCGGAGAAACACGCUGCCAGCAGUGGAAAACAGCAGGCUGCACCGAGCUUCUUCUUGCGAGACGUAUGAAUACCCCCAGCAUGGGGUUGGCAGCGCUGUGCAGUCGGUUGAGUCGAUGAACGACGGGUACAACUCCUACCUGCAAGCCAAGGCAAAAGUGGCCCGCUCCCACAGCACCGACUCUGAGGACAACUAUGUCCCCAUGAACCCCGGUUCCUCACCCCUGAUCCACACUGAGAAAGCCAACGACAAUGCCCAAAACCUUUACAUCCCCAUGAGCCCUGGGCCGCAUCACUUUGACCUGGUGGGGUUGUCCUCGGCCACCCUCCCCAUUCAUAAAGGAGGAGCCAUGGCGCAGUGCCACAGACGGUUGAGUGAAAUCCAGCCCCCACCAGUCAACCGCAACCUCAAACCCGACCGGAAAGUAAAGCCAUCGCCGCUGGACCUGAGGAAUAACACUGUCAUCGAUGAGCUUCCCUUCAAAUCACCAAUCACAAAAUCCUGGUCCAGGCCAACCCAGACCUUCAACGCCGGCUCUUUGCAAUACUGUCGCCCUGUCUCCUCCCAGAGCAUCACCAGCACUGACUCAGGAGACAGCGAGGAGAACUACGUGGCGAUGCAAAACCCCAUUUCUGCUUCUCCUGUUCCUAGUGGCACCAACAGCCCAGCACCUAAAAAGAGUUCGGGGAGUGUGGAUUAUCUAGCCCUGGACUUCCAGCCAAGCUCGCCAGGGCCACACAGAAAGCCCUCCACCUCAUCAGUUGCCUCGGAUGAGAAGGUUGACUAUGUGCAAGUGGACAAGGAGAAGACGCAGGCGCUGCAGAGCACCAUGCAGGAGUGGACUGAUGUGCGGCAGUCCUCAGAGCCCACCAAGAGCACGAAGCAGUAGCACCUGGGGCAGGAAGUAAAACAGGCAAAUAUCCUGGUGGUUUUCCCCAGCUGAGUGAGGUCCCACCAGGCUGGCAGCUCCACUUGGGCUGGAUUUCUAAGACUUUGUCUGUGGAGGGGGUCUUCUUUUUUUUUUUUCUUUUAAGACAGAAGGAAACUUAAUUUCAGGGGAAGACUUGGCGGCUACUGUUUGCCAGUGAUAAAGACCAACUAUCUUUGGUGGCCAGGUUUGUGCUGUAGCUGCUGGAUGCACUAUCCAGGAACUUCAACUUAGCAAUACCAGGUUUCACCCUACACAUCUUUUGCCUACAGCUAUGAAAGCCACCCUGUAUGUGCUAACACUGCAUUAUCUCUCCCCAUCUUCUUCCAUACUGUACCCCCAAACUGUGCCAUGCAGGUUUGAAGCAUCUCUCUUAGGACAUCAUUCCCCAGCUCUGAUUCCCCAUGCCUUAUGGUUGCCCUCUUCUCUGCCUCCUCCCAAUCCCAAAACU
This is a messenger RNA of Antrostomus carolinensis (chuck-will's-widow), 2140 nucleotides long. RefSeq names its product GRB2-associated-binding protein 2. Gene Ontology annotation, molecular function: transmembrane receptor protein tyrosine kinase adaptor activity. Gene Ontology annotation, cellular component: cytoplasm. The transcript has 8 exons. Lineage: Eukaryota; Metazoa; Chordata; Aves; Caprimulgiformes; Caprimulgidae. The annotation marks the transcript as partial. The record is from RefSeq and is a predicted model, not a curated record. Gene Ontology annotation, biological process: signal transduction.